CACUAGUUAGUGUAAAGCUGUUAGUUCGAGAGGAGGUUAAUAUCAGCCUCAGUGGUCUGUUAAUGUCGCGUUUUUAAGUUAUCGAUGGAAUAUAUUUCAUCUUGAAGAUCUGUAUUAACUCAGGUAAGUACAGCUGGUGUAAGGAAGAUGCCUCUGCUGGGAAAAAUCGUGGUGAUAAAGAGAAACGGUACAGAUGGAACCGAAUUUCCACUCACAGCAUCCUGUCUCUUCGGGAGGAAGCUUGACUGCGAUAUCCGGAUCCAGCUGCCACAGGUGUCGAAGGAACACUGCAGAAUCGAGUUUAAUGAAAACAAAGAGCUUAUUUUGACCAACCUAAGCUCAGUGAAUCCAACCCGCAUCAAUGGUGAGGUUCUGCAGCAGUCUGAGCGUCUGAAGCAUGGAGAUCUAAUCACAAUUAUUGAUCGUUCUUUUAGGUUCGAGUAUCCACCUGCUCCGACUCCAAAGAAGAAGCGUUUAUCGACACCUGGUAAAGGAGAAACUGUCAAGGUUUUGCAAGACCAGCAGGUGAAGAGCACACCUGGGACCACAGAGAAGUCUGAGCACACCACAGAUACCUGUUUGAAAGAUGGCUCCAACCUGCUUGUCUGUAUGGACCAGAGCAAUGGAGAUCAGCAGAGCAAAGCGAGCAUGGACAGCAACUUGUCUCCCUUCUCUGAUCUUUACAACAUGGUCAAGCGAGAUCUGGCCACCAAACCUGUGUGGAAAUCUUCUAGCCUGUCCAAUACCCCUCUCUCAAGACCUUCAGUGGACAAACAGGAGAUUGAAGAGGUUUCAAGUGAGAACGUUAAGCCGAUGACUCCAAAGUCGGCCCAGAAAAAGAGAAGAUCCUCAACCGUCAAGUCAUUAGAGGGUGUUCAAACAGAGAACCUGUCUGCAGAGGUGAAAACAGCCACACCUGUGGUUCAGGGGAUGCAGGUGAGGCAUUCAGAGGGCAUCAGCAUGCCUGUUUCUCAGAAGAAAACUUCUCAUACAACACCACAAAAGUUCACCGCUGAUCAAGUGGCCCAGCAAAUAGCCUUCAAGAGUCCGAGUACCAAGUCACCGAAAGCCAGGAGAAGCAGCACUUCCCAAACCCCAGAGAAGCAAACCAUUUUCCAGAAUCCCUCAGAAUUAGAAGAGUCUGAAGAGGUCAAAGUGAAACAGGCCACUAGAACGUCUCCGAGAGCAAAUGCAGGAAAGCGGUUCCAAGUCCAGGAUGUGUUGGAGGCUGUAGCCACACCCACUUCUGAUGGUGCAGCAGGUAAUGGGCAGCCCUCCAGCAAGAAGCACAAAUGUGAUGACCUACCACUUCCUGUACCAAAGAGAAAACGUGUGUCCUUUGGUGGACAGCUAAGCCCUGAACUCUUUGACAAAGGCUUACCACCUAAUUCCCCCUUACGCCGAGGAGCAACCCCUGGGAGACGUAGCUUGGGGUUCACUCAGAAAUCUCACUCGCUUCUGAGACGAGCCUCUACUAUUGGCCUGAUGGGUUAUCAGCUUGAAGAGGAUAUUGCAGAGAGCCCUGCUAAGAAUCGUUCACCUAAACAGGCAUCCUCCCCUGCCAAGGGCCUGAAGACUCCUUCCCCUGCCAAGGGCCUGAAGACUCCUUCCCCUGCCAAGGGCCUGAAGACUCCUUCCCCUGCCAAGGGCCUGAAGACUCCUUCCCCUGCCAAGGGCCUGAAGACUCCUUCCCCUGCCAGGGGCCUGAAGACUCCUUCCCCUGCCAGGGGCCUGAAGACUCCUUCCCCUGCCAGGGGCCUGAAGACUCCUUCCCCUGCCAGGGGCCUGAAGACUCCUUCAACUGCCAAGAAGUCUCCAAGCCCAAAGGAUAAAACCCUGUCUCCUAAAUAUUCCAAGACCCCUUUACCUUCUUCAAACUCACCAACCCCAAAAUCCUCCCGGAGGCAAUCAAAUGCUUCAGUGAAGUCUCCCUUUCCAAGUGAAGAGUUGCUUCUUAAGACACCUACAACGCAUGGCCGAUUUUCGGUUUCCCGAAUCAGCACCCCGUCACCCGACUCUGUUCACAGGAAAGAAACAAAGGAAGAAUCUGUACCAGUAGUAGAAGACCCUUGGAAGUGUGUUACUCCGAGAGCCACUCUGAGAAGAAGCGGCAUGAAGGCAUCGGCUCGGAAGACCCCAAAGAGUGUUUUGAAGAGCGCGCUUGAUGUUGUGCGCUCACGACGCAGUGGAGCAUCACGCGCUAACUUGAAGGUUGUGAGUUCCUGGGCUGACAUUGUGAAAUUUGGACAAGCUAAGCCUCAAAUGGAUUUUGGUACUAAGAAAACAGCAAACAAGAGGACAGCAGUCAAGCAAACUAAAGUGACUAAGCCCAAGACACCUGCACACAGACUAAUAGACCACACAAGUACUGGACAUGCGGAUUCUCCAGCCAGUAUAGUUGUAGGCAAGGCCUACUUAAGAUCUACCAAGCUUGUUGGUGCCGCUCCUAAAGUAGUAUGCAAUGUUGCCCUGUUUAAAAAGGAUUUGAAAAUGGAUGAAGAUCUUACUGGGGUAUCGGAUAUCUUUAAAACUCCGGCUAACAGUAGGCGGAAGAGUGCUUUUACAAAGACUAAUGUGUGUCCAGCAACACCACUUGUUGGUGAAAUGACUGAAAUCUCAGUAAUGAAUACUCCUGAGGAAACUGGUGAAAUGGUGGUGUCUCCUAUGACUGUUGUGUCUACUGCCAAACUGGGCCGCUACAACAGUGAAGCUGUGAGCAGACUUCUCCAGGACGACCAGGAUGGAAGUUUAAUUGAAGAAAUGGAUGACUUGGUUGUCCUUUGUCCAUCUGAAGUAUCCACAGUAUUAGAUAUGCCUAGUAAAAAUCAGACCAAGAGCAAGAAGGCUGUACCAGUCGGAACACCACAACACAAACCAACUCCAAAAGAAUGCCUUACAGGUGUCAAGAGACUCAUGAGAACACCUAAGCAAAAAGCUGAACCUAUAGAAGACCUAAGAGGCAAGCUGCUUAAGACACCCAAAGAGCCAAAACUCCUCCAGGAAGUGAGUUUUGAAGGUGUUAAAGAACUCCUUAAUACACCUGAGCAAAAGGGGACUCCUUUAGCAGAAGAAUUGACUGGAUUAAAGAGAUUGAAGACUCCAAAAGUUACGAUAAACAGCCCUGUGGUGUGUGCUGUGGCCUUGAAGAGACUUACCAAAACCCUCAUGGAUAAGACUGAGCAAGAGGAAGACCUUACUGGAGUAAAGCAACUGAUGAAGACACCCAAGCAGAAAGAAGAUCUGGUUGAGGAAGACCUGACAGGCAUUCAAGAGAUGAUGAUAACUCCCAAGCAGAAUUAUCAGCUGAUUGAACCAAAAAAACAGCCAAUCAGAGAAGAUCUGACAGGCAUUCAGCAGAUGAUGAAAACCCCCAAGCUGAAGAAGAAGCCAGUUGAGGAAGACUUGACCGGUGUUAAGCAGAUGAUGAAAACCCCCAAAUUAAAGAAACAGCAAGUUGAGGAAGACUUGACGGGUGUUAAGCAGAUGAUGAAAACCCCCAAAUUAAAGAAACAGCAAGUUGAGGAAGACCUGACUGGCAUUCAAGAGAUGAUGAAAACUCCCAAGCAGAAGAACCAGCUGAUUGAACAGAAGAAACAGCCAAUCAAAGAAGAUAUUACAGGCAUUCAGCAGAUGAUGAAAACCCCCAAGCUGAAGAUCAAGCCAGUUGAGGAAGACUUGACCGGCGUUAAGCAGAUGAUGAAAACCCCCAAAUUAAAGAAACAGCCAGUUGAGGAAGACCUGACCGGCAUUCAAGAGAUGAUGAAAACUCCCAAGAAUCUGGUUGGGGUGAAGAGCUUGUUUCAGACCCCCAAGAAGAAAGGUGAGCCAGUUGAAAAUGACUUUGGAAUUGAUAAUUUGAUGAAGACCCCCACGCAAAAAAAUGGGGUGAUUGAGGAUUCCGUCAUUGUUGAAGAUCUUGAAAACUGCAGUUCUGGUGCUUUGCUUGUUGAAGAUGCCUGUAUGAAGUCUAAAGGGAAGGCAAAUAUCUGCCUAGAUGGAGAUGUGAAAAAUGAUACAGAAGAAGCUGAAACUUCUUUCCAGGAAGUGAAGGAGGAGCAAACAAAUGUAUCCACUUCUGCUAAAAAAACUAGGUGUGGUGCUAGAGUAAGAAUGGCACAGAAAUCCCAGAAAAUUCAACAUCAGGUGGAUUCAGAUUCUCUGCCUGCUGCAGCUGCUGGAGUUCAAGAGGAAACCACUGCAGAUUCUGCAAAGUCUGUUUCUACUUUGCGAGGAAGGAGAGGCAAGUUGGUCAUUGAAGUCUUUGAGAAUGUUCUUGUACAAAGUCCUGCUGGAAAGUCUAACAAAGGAAGAAACACUGAGGAGCAAGUUGAGGCUCCAAAAUCAUCUCAUACCUCUGCAGGUGAUGAACAGGUAGCACUUAAACCCAGGAGAGGACGGAAAGUUGAACAAGAUGUUGAGGAUUUGCAGGUAGAUCCUGUUAUCUCCAUGAAGUCACCGGCUCCUGUUAGGGGGAAGAGAGGAAGGAAAGGAAAACAUGUAUCAGAGAAUCCACAAGAACCAGAGCCUUUAGUCGAAGCUUCAGUUGAGGAGGUUGGGGUGGCAUCAAAGAGUGCUGAACUUCAGCCAUCAGCAGAGACUGAGGCACCAGUUAAGACCAUCACCAGAACAAGGAGAGGCAGGAAGGAACCCACAGUGGCUGUAGAAAAAGAAACCUCAGACACUAAGAGUGCAGAUGCUGUAGUGGUUGAAUCUGUAGCAGAAAAUACCAGGAGAGUCAGGUCAACAAAGAAGGAAUUGCUGAAGACCUCACAAGUUAUGGAAUCUCUGGAAACCACCCCGAUUGUUGUCGAGUCAGAUUAUGUUGAUUCUAAAUUACCAAAGAGUACUGAAGCUCAGUUAGCAGCAGAAACUAAAGAUCCUGUUAAAGCUAAUUCAAAACCAAGGAGAGGCAGGCCAACAAAGAAGGAAAUUCCAGUAAGAGCACAAGUUGAGGAAAUCUCUAAACACUCUUUAGAUUCUGAGGUACUGCCUGACGAACACACUGAAGUUCCUGUGAAGUCUAGACGAGGAAGAAAAGUGAGUCCCGUGGCUUUAGCUCCCACAGAAGCUCCCACUGUCAAGUCUGGUCGAGGUGCUAGAAACAAGAGGUUAAAACCACAGGCAGAGGAUGCUCCUAAUCAUGCAAAAUAUGUCAUUACAACAGCUGCUCCGACUGAGGAACCAGCAGAAAAACCAGUGGUGAUAAAUGUCAGACGAGGCAGGAUGCCAAAAUGUCCCAAAGCUCAGGUUUUGGAUGACUCUCAAGAAGAAGCGCAAGAUACACCCCGUAUUGACUUGGAACCCGUUCAGCAGUUGGAGGCACCUACAGUCAGAUCAGCCAGAAGAAAGUGCACAGCUACUGUCGAGGAUGAACCAGAGGCUCCAGUUAAAAGAGGGCGUCGUGCAGCUACUGUUGAAGUUCCUCCUCCAGCUGUCAAGUCCAGCCGUAGUAGAAAAGCUGCAGCAAAAUCUGAGCCGGAGGAAGUCACAGCAGAUGCCACAAUAAUGGUGGAACCAGUUAAAGAGACCGGCAAUGAAACAAAGGUUCUGGUGUCUGUGACUAAUGAAACACCACUUACCCAGGCAGACUCUGGAGUAGUAGCUAAGGGUGGAAGAGGGAGAAUCACUAAGAAAGCUAAGGUCUCAAUCAAGAAUACCUCAGUCAAUGAAGCUGAAGAAACAGCAGUGGAAGAGCCUCAGCUCAAGAAGAAGGAUGAAGCGACAGAUAAAGAGGAUCCCUCAGUUGCAGAGAUAAAAAUAUCAGUCAAAGGACGCAAAGGUAGAGGGGCAAAAAAACAAGAAGAUCUGGAAAUGGAGAAGACAGCUGCUGAAGAAAACACCCUACCAGUCAGGAGAGGAAGAGCAGCCGCUUCAGUUCUUUCCCAAAACAAGGAAGUAGCCGCUUGUCCUAAAAGGGGGCAGAAAAGGAAAGACAUGGAGACUGUAGCUGAGGAAACCGUGGAUACAGAAUCUUUACCAAAGAGGAAAAGGGGCAAAGGAGCUGGUGCAGAAACUGAAACAGUUACAGCUGUAACAAGCAAAGGAAGGAAGACAGCAGCAAAGAAGGCAGAAGAAACCUCUGAAGUGGAAGCUGAAGAAGCUCUUAAAAAAGGAGAAAAACCUGUAAGAGGCCGGAGAAAAGUAACUCUGGAGGAUGUUCCACCUCAGGCAGAGGAUCCUGUCCCAGAAACAGCCACUCGGCGAGGAACUAGAGGUCAGAAGAAAGCAGAGGCAAAUGUCCCUACCGCUCCUGUAAGACGGUCAAGAAGGAAAUAAAGCACUGAUCUUUGGAUGAUGUAAAUAAUCUUCAAGACUGAGGGGUUUUUACAUAUUUGGACCAUUUUAAUUGUUGUGAUGUUUUUUGUAUUAAUUCUUUAUUUUUAUUUUAUUUUUUUAUGAAACAUUAACAUGAUUUUUAAAAUGUUUAAAAAAGUGUAAUUGUUUUUAAAAAUCAUUUCAAAUUUUCAAAUUUAUUUUUUUAAAGUUUGAAACAUUUGGGGCAUUUAAAUGCAUUUGUGUUAUCCGAAUUGCUUCCUCACCCCCUGAGCCUUCUGUCUCUCUCUUCUCUUCUUGUUUUGGGGAAAAGUUCACUUUUAUCUACUUGUGUCCAUCAUAUCCUUUAUUUCUUUUAUCUGCCUAUUUUAGCAGUGUUUGUAUGUUGAAAAAAAAAAGUCCUGAUAAUAAACAGUCUGAGGAUUGGAAAAUGA
Molecule: messenger RNA, 6707 nt
Organism: Tachysurus vachellii
Lineage: Eukaryota; Metazoa; Chordata; Actinopteri; Siluriformes; Bagridae
Gene: mki67
Product: marker of proliferation Ki-67
Exons: 15
Coding region: 148-6276 (2042 amino acids)
Biological process (GO): regulation of chromosome segregation; regulation of mitotic nuclear division
Cellular component (GO): chromosome; nucleus
Molecular function (GO): protein binding
Source: RefSeq, a predicted model, not a curated record